Hyaloscypha bicolor E is the source of this 1026-nucleotide messenger RNA. Its product is annotated as glycoside hydrolase family 13 protein. Lineage: Eukaryota; Fungi; Ascomycota; Leotiomycetes; Helotiales; Hyaloscyphaceae. The transcript has 4 exons. The record is from RefSeq and is a predicted model, not a curated record. Bases 1 to 1026 code for a protein of 341 amino acids.
AUGACUCCGGCUUUCGACCUCCUCGAGCGCCGGAAGGACAAGUUCAUGCUUUGGAUUCCUGCUGGGCUCCCCAAUGCGAGUCCUCCUUUCUUGGUGCUCAGUGCCUUUGAAAAAGGGCCGCCACCCCCGGUGAACCAAUCCACCAGAAGUCAGUUUAUCCACAGCCAGAACACACGCUUCUUCACCGACGUUGUGAUGGCAUUUGGACACGAGCCGUAUGUCUACAUCGAUUUCAAGCAGUUCCACCUCGACCAAAAUGCACCGGAGGAGGCAAAGAGCCCGGAUAGGUGGCAAUCCAACUCAGAGGGAGCACGAGAUGGGUAUGGGGGGCGACUUUGGCGGUAUAGCUGGCCGGUCGAUGCAAAUGGCGAGGAUGUGGUCACCUCCUCAUAUGACCCAGAGUCUGGCCAAGUUGCAAACAUCCACCCAUCUUGGGCCUUCCACAAAGGCCACGUUCAUCGUUGGAUGACCUCUUUCGGAUCGCUAAACUACAUCACAUCCCACGACACGGAGGGCGGCCUUGCUAAAGAACGGCUGUACAAUUUUCUGUCCGACAGUGGGGUCACCGACAUGGAGCGCCGUGCAAAGUUCGCCUUUGCGCUGUUUCUGACUGCUGUCGGUAUUCCGAUGAUCUUUGCAGGCGAGGAGUUUCUCGAUCAGAUGGAUCGUCCUGUCGGUGACAAACAAUCCGACCCUGUGAAUUACGAACGAAAGUCUGAAGACUGGCGAACCAGGAUCUUCAAUUAUGUUGCCAACAUGGUUCAGUUCAGAAAGUCUUGCCCGGCUCUGGGCGACAACGACACGGAGUUCAUUCAUGUAGACCAGAGUCGUGGAGGGAAGAUCAUGGCGUGGAAGAGAGGAGAUCAAGAUACGGAGGGAAGUGAGUACGUUGUUGCGAAUUGGCCAGAUAAGGAUAAGGGGGGCUGGAGGGAGGUGACUCAACAGAGAGAUGUGCCCGCUGAGUGGGUCGGAAGGGAGCCGUUGAUGCAUUGGGAGGCUAAAGUUUAUACUUAUUGGAGCGGAUAG